This is a messenger RNA of Cooperia oncophora, 207 nucleotides long. NCBI's taxonomy places the organism in Eukaryota, Metazoa, Nematoda, Chromadorea, Rhabditida, Trichostrongylidae. The record is from the annotation of a GenBank genome assembly.
AUGCCUUUCGAACCCGUGACGAAGCGUACAAAAGCAGAGGUUGAAACUGUUGAGAGAAUCCCCGACCUGAAAAUCAUCAAACCAAAGGUUUUUCCUGAUGAUCGCGGUUACUUUGUCGAGCGAUUCAAUAGUGCUGAAUUUGCUGAGGAACUUAACUUCAAAGAGGAGUUCAAACAGGCAAGGGCCUACUUCUUUACCAAAUUUUGA